Priceomyces carsonii is the source of this 363-nucleotide messenger RNA. RefSeq names its product Sen15p (gene SEN15). Bases 1 to 363 code for a protein of 120 amino acids. NCBI's taxonomy places the organism in Eukaryota, Fungi, Ascomycota, Pichiomycetes, Serinales, Debaryomycetaceae. The transcript has a single exon. The record is from RefSeq and is a predicted model, not a curated record. Gene Ontology annotation, biological process: tRNA splicing, via endonucleolytic cleavage and ligation; tRNA-type intron splice site recognition and cleavage. Gene Ontology annotation, molecular function: tRNA-intron lyase activity; nucleic acid binding. Gene Ontology annotation, cellular component: tRNA-intron endonuclease complex.
AUGCCAUCUGAUGCUGGAGCAACAAGUAGAAUAGUGCAACAAAAUCUCGUGCAUUACAAUUUAUGGAGCGAUGUUCGAUUCCAUGACGUUGACUGUGCUGGCGGAGUAACCUCAAUCCUUUCUGGUAGACCACCAACGAAACUAGUUGCUCUGGACAAUGUUGAUGUGGAGUGGGUUAUCCCACGACUGAUUACACAUAAUAGGGACCUAGAUGUGGGAACCAUCAGUAGUUGGUUCGAUAGGAUCGCUACCUUACCUCAUCAAAAACGGCCCCAACGCAUAACACUUGGAUUACUUAAUGACGAUGGAACAGUAGUCUACUACUUUAUUCAUGAUGGUAUUGUAAAGCCUAGACAAAAUUAA